Messenger RNA from Malus domestica (apple), 4168 nucleotides. The record is from RefSeq and is a predicted model, not a curated record. NCBI's taxonomy places the organism in Eukaryota, Viridiplantae, Streptophyta, Magnoliopsida, Rosales, Rosaceae.
UAACGCGACCGUCUUUUUACCUCAAACUAUUGGCAUCUCUCAGCGUCUCCGUCGUCUUCCUAUUUUCCUGCUAAUCGGAGAAGAAUACGUCGUCGUUUUCUAAGGCUUCCCAGUCUUGGUCCUCCGAAUUCGUGGUUUUCUGAUUCUUCCCGGCGCUCCUCACGAUUGAUUCCAUGGUCUGAUCUUCCGCGAAUCGCAAUCCGACUGUGGCGAUGGCGUCGGCUCAGAACCAAUCUGCGAAUGUGGAUCUCUUCGAUGCGUAUUUCCGACGAGCAGACUUGGACCGCGAUGGCCGGAUUAGUGGCAAUGAAGCCGUCGCUUUCUUCCAGGGCUCCGGUCUCCCCAAACAGGUCCUUGCGCAGAUAUGGGCACAUGCAGACCAGAGGCAGACUGGAUUCCUUGGUCGGGCAGAGUUUUACAAUGCCCUUAGACUUGUCACUGUGGCACAAAGUAAGAGAGAACUUACGCCAGAAAUGGUGAAGGCAGCAUUAUAUGGCCCGGCUGCAGCUAAAAUACCUGCACCCAAGAUAAAUCUUGCAGCGACUCCUGCCCCUCAGUUCAAUUCUGCUGCAACAGCACCUGCCACUCAGGGUGGUGCUGUCACUCCGACGUCCUCGCAAAAUCUUGGGUUCAGGGGACUGCAAGUAACACCUCAGUAUAGUUCUUUUGGAGCAGCACCUGCCACUCAGGGUGGUGCUGUCACUCCAACAGCCUCCCAAGAUUUUGAGUUCAGGGGACCACAAAUACGAUCUCAGUUUAAUUCUGCUCCAACAGCGACUGAGGGUGGUGCUGUUACUCCAACAGCGACUCAGGGUGGUGCUGUUACUCCAACAUCCUCCCAGAAUCUUGCGUUCAGGGGAUUACCUCCAAGUGUGAAUGUGAACCAGCAAAAUUUCAUUUCUCAAGAUGGAAAGUCAAAUAGGCCUCCAGUGCCUCCAUCUAGUUCUGACUCCCAACCCACACAGGGUGCUGCUGCCCCAGGCUUUCCCAGUGGAGGUUCAGUGGGUGGUCCUCAACCACAAAAUUCAAGCGCGUCGAAUGAUUGGGUUGGUGGAAGGGCAAGUGGAUCAACGACCGGGAUACCCUCGCAGGUUGUAAACAAAGGGAUCGCUCCUUCUGCAAUACAAGAUGUAUUUGGGCAGGCAACAUCAGGACCAACAGCUUCCCUACCACCUAGGCCACAGGCAGGUUCUGGGAUCAGACCACCAGGACCACCGACUAAGGAUUCCAAACCAUCAAAUAUAUCUGGGAAUGGCUUUGCUCCCAACUCAUCUAUUGGAGUCGAUGUGUUUUCUGCAACCCCAUCUCACCCAGAGCAGAAUUUUCCUCUUGGCAGUGUACCCGUCUCAUCAACCAUUGUGCCAGUAUCUGCUGGGACCCAGUCUUCAGCUAGCCCAAGUACACAGGUUGGUGGGGAGCCUCAGCCGUCCCAAUCAUUUGCAAAAGCAAACAACCAGGUCUCAGCUCAGACUAGUGCUAGUCGAGUAUCACCUGGAGCUGGGAACUCUGCUUCUAGUCAGUCCCAUAUGUCAUGGCCUAGGAUGAUUCAAACUGAUGUUCAAAAGUACGCCAAUAUUUUUGUGAAAGUUGACACAGAUAGAGAUGGGAAAAUCACUGGUGAACAAGCCCACGACCUAUUCCUGAAAUGGGGCCUACCAAGAGAGGUUUUAAAGCAGGUGUGGGAUUUAUCCGAUCAGGAUAACGAUAGCAUGCUUUCUGUCAGGGAGUUUUGUGUUGCGCUAUAUUUGAUGGAGCGGUUUAGGGAGGGACGCCCUCUUCCAGCAGUGCUACCAAGCAAUGUUAUGUUUGAUUUAUCCAAUAUUUUUCAACCUGCAAAUAAUUACUCCAAUGCUGGCAAUAUAGCCUGGAGACCUGCAUCUGGCUUUCAACAACAGCAACCGAUGCCUGGUCCUGGUGCUUGGCACAUGGCGCCCCCAGCUGGAGGAAGGCCACCGAAGCCAGUUGCUCCUUCUCAUGCUGUGGAAAGGCAGCUGGCCAAUCAGCAGAAGCCCAGAGUACCAGAAUUGGAGAAACAUCUUGUAAAUCAACUGAGUACAGAGGAGGUUAACUCGUUGAAUUCAAAGUUCAAAGAAGCAACCGAAGCUGAUAAAAAGGUAGAAGAACUGGAGAAAGAAAUUUUGGAUGCUAGAGAGAAAAUUGAAUACUUCCGGGUCAAAAUGCAGGAACUUGUUUUGUACAAGAGCAGAUGUGACAAUCGCCUCAAUGAGAUCACAGAAAGGGCAUCUGCUGAUAGACGUGAGGCUGAGUCCCUGGCCAAGAAAUAUGAAGAGAAAUACAAACAAGCUGGAGAUGUAGCUUCCAAGUUGACUAUUGAAGAAGCCACGUUUCGUGAUUUACAGGAGAAGAAAAUGGAGCUAUACAGGGCAAUAGUCAAGAUGGAGCAAGAAGGUGAUGGUGAUGGCACGCUUCAGGAUCGUGUUGAUCACAUCCAAUUAGAUCUUGAUGGGCUUGUGAAAACUCUCAAUGAGCGCUGCAAGAAGUACGGUUUACGCGGAAAGCCUACAACAUUAACUGAGCUUCCCUUUGGCUGGCAACCUGGCAUCCAAGAAGGAGCUGCUGACUGGGAUGAGGAUUGGGAUAAAUUUGAAGACGAAGGAUUCACUUGCGUCAAGGAGCUCACUCUUGAUGUGUCAAAUGUCUUGGCACCUCCAAAACAGAAAUCAUCAUCAGUUCAGAAAGAAAAAGCUCCCCAAGUUGAGAGUCCAACAACUGCUUCUUCACUUAAAGUUGAUGUUAAGUCAGAAAAGCCUCAAAGUACAGAUGCCAAGGUUGUUGAAAAUGGAGCAGCAUAUGAUAAAAAUGAGGACGAGUCAGCAAAAAGUGCUCCGAACAGUCCAUUUGCCAGCAGUACUGUUGGAAGCCCAUCUAGAGAAUUUUCAGAUUCUAACUAUGGAAAGACAACAGAUGCAGAUGCCUCACCCCGUAAUAAGGAAUCUCAAAGUCAUGAUCAUGCGGGUGCUGGGUCUAUAUAUUCUGGCGACAAAGGUUCCGAUGAACCAGCAUGGGGGACAUUUGACAAUAAUGAUGAUGUGGACUCGGUGUGGGGUUUCAAUGCAGUUAGUACCACCAAGGACAUGGAUCUGGAGAGUAAUAAGGAUCACUACUUUUCUGGCCCUGGGGAGUUCGGCCUCAACCCUAUCAGGACUGGGUCAUCACAAGGAGGUGGCUUUUCCCAAAAGAGCCGCCCUUUUACUUUCGACGAUUCUGUUCCUAGCACACCACUCUCAGCCUUUAAUUCAGGGUAUUCACCGCCAAGGUACAAGGAUAGCUCAGAACCUUCAUUUGACACCUUCUCUAGGUUUGAUUCGUUCAGAAGCACACAAGAUACUGGAUUUUUUCCUCAACCAGAAACACUCGGAAGAUUUGAUUCUAUGCGCAGCAGUAGAGAUUUUGAUCAGGGUAAUGGUUUUCCAACAUUUGAUGACAUCCCAGACCCUUUUGGCUCUUCGGCGCCAUUUAGGUCAUCGCUGGACAGUCAAACUCCAAGAAGAGACUCGGACCCCUUCGGAUCGUCAGGUCCAUUUCGGACGUCACUGGACAGUCAAACUCCGAGAAGAGAAUCAGAUUUUUUCGGGUCUUCAGCGGCGCCGUUUAGGACAUCAUUUGACAGUCAAACUUCAAGAGGAGACUCGGACGCAUUUGGGUCCUCUCUGUUUAGGACAUCAUUCGACGGUCAAACUCCAAGAAGAGACUCGGACCCAUUUGGGUCUUCAGGGCCUUUCCGGACGUCAUUGGAGACUCCGAGAAAAGACUCUGAUCAUUGGAGUGCAUUUUAGUUAGGUAGUUGCUCGGCUUCGUUUUUGUGUCUGCUAUUCGCCGUUCCAAGCCUUUCUAUCAUGAGUGUUACGGGCCUUGGCCAUGUUUUAUGCUUGAAAUCUCUGUGCUUGUAAUGUGUCUUUUGUAUUUCAUUUCUUUGUGUAUGCAUCUCGCAUUGUCUUCAUUCUUUUUCCUUUAGCUUAUAAUUUUUCUCCGUAAUUUUGGAAUGUUCCAUGUCAUAUUGAAGCAAAGACCCCUAUUGUUUUAUCGUUACAAAUUUGAUGAUUGUAUUAUUAAACUGGGGCUGUGCCUUUCUUUUUUCGACCUUAAUUUGCUGUAAUAUUUUACCCCCUUAAUAAAAUAUGUUCUGCUGAUCUUUUAUUUGUUCAAA